AGGGACACGGGCAGGGACAAACCGAGCGGGACCCGGCCGGGAGGGACGGACACUCCUUGGGGACAGCGCCUGUGCCUUCCCUGCUCAGCUCCGUGUCCCCAGGGCCACCCUCGGUGCAGAUUUUCCCCCUGGGCAGCACAGCCCAGCCCUGGGAGCUGGCAGGGCGUUGCUUAUUGCCUAUGUCCCCUCGGGUUGCUCUUCCCAGGGGUGUUUGCAUAUUAAGACAUUAUUGCAUAAAUAUAUAUAUAUAUAUAUAUCUUCUAUAUAUAUAUUGCCCUGGGAGCAUGCACGGGCAGGCAGGAGGCUCUGCUGUGCUUCUGGAGAGGUGCAGCCUGGGGAGAGGGGACAGUCCCCUGCUCCCCCCACUGGGGACCCCAAGUGACACGGGUGAAACCACCCUGGGUCGUGCCCCCACACCCCUGCUCUGGCAGCAGGAGGGAGAUGGGACCUUGCAUAGCUGGUGGUGGCCCCGGCUCAGCUCUGGGGGACCAGGCAGGACCUGCCCUGAGGUCUGGGGUUCAAACCAAACCCCAGCGGAUGGAGCCAGCCCGGAGCAUCCCCACUAUGGCUGGGGAACACCCAGGACACCGGAGCUGGGGAGGUGCCAUCCCGCAGGAAGCCAGGAUCUUGCCAGGAGCAUCCCAGGAACAUCCCAGGAGCAUCCGAGAAACAUCCCAGGAACACCCCAGAAACAUCUCAGGAGCAUCCCAGGAAUAUCCCAGGAACAUGCCAGGAAUAUCCCAGGAGCAUCCCAGGAACACCCCAGGAGCAUCCCAAAAACAUCUCAGGAGCAUCCCAGGAAAAUCCCAGGAAUACCCCAGGAGUACCCCACGAGCAUCCCAGAUCCCAUGAACAUUCCAGGAAUAUCUCAGAAGCAACUCAGGAACACCCCAGGAAUAUCCCAGGAGCACCCCAGGAACAUCUCAAGUGUCCCAGGAGGGUCCCAGGAGCAUCCCAGGAGCGCCCCAGGAAUAUCCCAGGAGCGCCCCAGGAAUACCCCAGGAGCACCCCAGGAACAUCCCAAGUGUCCCAGGAGCAUCCCAGAUCCCAGGAGCACCCCAGGAAUAUCCCAGGAACAUCCCCAGGAACAUCCCAAGUGUCCCAGGAGCAUCCCAGAUCCCAGGAGCACCCCAGGAAUAUCCCAGGAACAUCCCCAGGCCACGCCGCAGUGCCACAGGCACCCCGCUGCAGCCGCGUCCCCGCGAAGGAAGACUCGGUUCAAGUCACACGGCGAGUGA
Molecule: messenger RNA, 1238 nt
Organism: Oenanthe melanoleuca
Lineage: Eukaryota; Metazoa; Chordata; Aves; Passeriformes; Muscicapidae
Exons: 2
Coding region: 180-1238 (352 amino acids)
Biological process (GO): positive regulation of fat cell differentiation
Cellular component (GO): nucleus
Source: RefSeq, a predicted model, not a curated record